This is a messenger RNA of Lineus longissimus, 3257 nucleotides long. Its product is annotated as DNA mismatch repair protein Msh2-like. The coding region runs from base 7 to 2817 and encodes 936 amino acids. The record is from RefSeq and is a predicted model, not a curated record. Gene Ontology annotation, cellular component: MutSalpha complex; nucleus. Lineage: Eukaryota; Metazoa; Nemertea; Pilidiophora; Heteronemertea; Lineidae. The transcript has 21 exons. Gene Ontology annotation, biological process: mitotic recombination; mismatch repair. Gene Ontology annotation, molecular function: mismatched DNA binding; ATP binding; ATP-dependent DNA damage sensor activity.
UCCCCAAUGACGUCAUUUUCCCGCGAUUUCAGCAACAUGGCAGUCCCAUCAAAAGAAAAUGAGAUUGAUCUCGAUAACUUGCAAGAGUCUGGUUUUGACCUAUUCUACAAGUCUUUACCCGAGAAACCUGCGACAUCUAUACGAUUCUUUGACAGAGAUGCCUAUUACACGGUGCAUGGCCAAGAUGCUGUGUUUGCAGGGAAAGAGAUCUUCAAAAGCAUGGGCGUUGUCAAAUAUUUUGGGAAGAAAAAGCGUGAAUAUGUUUGUGUGAACAAGACAAACUUUGAGUUGAUGCUUCGAGAGCUUCUCCUGGUGAAGCAGUACAGAGCUGAAGUCUAUAAAUGCAGCAGAAACACAAGUAAAUGGGAGUUAGUAUACAAGGGAUCUCCUGGCAAUCUGACCCAGUUUGAAGAUGUCCUCUUCAGCAACUCUGAGUUGUCUGUGUCUGUUGGUGUGUUAGCUGUCAAGUUGGGAACAGAAAAUGGACAACGGCUGGUUGGUGCUGGUUAUGUGGAUGCCACACUGAGGAAAUUUUCUGUUUGUGAAUUUGUUGACAAUGACCAAUUCUCUAAUCUUGAGGCUCUGAUAGUUCAGAUGGGUCCAAAGGAAUGCCUGAUCCCUGCUGGCGACACUGGUCCCGAGUAUGCCAAACUAAAAGAGAUUUUGGGGAGGAGCGGAAUGCUGCUCUCAGAGAGGAAAAAAUCUGAAUUCUCCACAAAGGACAACGUGCAGGAUUUGGAUCGUUUGCUAAAGUUCAAGAAUCCGGAGCAAGCUAGCAGUGCAGCACUUCCUGAAAUGGACAAGGUUCAUGCUUUGGCAGCAGUUGCUGCGCUCAUCAAGUUUCUUGAGCUCCUCAGUGAUGAAGAUAAUUUUGGCCAGUUCUCCUUGAGCACAUUUGAUCUGAGCCUGUACGUGAAGCUGGAUGCUGCUGCAGUCAGUGCCCUGAAUCUUCUGCCCGCCCCGAAUGAGGGCCCCAACAAGAACCAGAGUGUUCUUGGAUUGAUGAACAAGUGUCGGACAGCCCAGGGUCAAAGGUUGAUCGAACAGUGGGUAAAGCAACCUCUCCUCGAUAAAAAUCAGAUUGAGGAAAGAUUGGACAUUGUUGAAGCAUUUAUAGAAGAUGGUGAACUCAGGCAGACAUUGCAAGAGGACCUAUUGAGAAGAAUACCAGACUUCCAACGCCUUAGCAAGAAAUUCCAAAGGAAAAGGGCUAAUCUGCAGGAUUGUUAUCGGAUUUACCAGGCCGUAGAGAAGAUGCCACAGCUCCUAGAAGCCCUGGAGAGAAAUGGUGGAACCCAUCAAGCGUUGCUCAUGUCCGUCUUCACCAACCCCUUGAAGGAACUUCUCAUGGAUUUUAGUAAAUUUCAAGAAAUGAUUGAGGCCACCUUGGACAUGGCACAGGUUGAAAACCAUGAAUUUAUGAUAAAGUCCGACUUUGAUGAGGUUCUUCAAGAGUUGAGGGGAAAAUUAGACCGGAUAGAAAACGAUAUGCAAAAACAACUGAACCGGGCUGCUAAGGAUCUUGGAGUAGAAGCUGGAAAGGUGUUAAAACUCGAGUCCAACAGUCAGAUGGGCUAUUUCUUCCGAGUGACACGAAAGGACGAAAAGGCCUUACGGAACAACAAAUCGUACAUGAUUAUUGACACGAGGAAUAAUGGUGUUCGUUUCCGUAGUAAUGGCCUACGUGAUCUUAAUGAGGAAUAUAUAGAUAUCAAGGAACAAUACACGGAACAGCAGAAGUCUGUGGUUGAUGAAAUUGUCAACAUUGCAGCUGGAUAUAUUGAUCCCAUGGCCGUGAUCAAUGACAUCAUUGCCAAGCUUGAUGUCCUGGUCAGUUUUGCUCACGUUGCUACCUCAGCGCCUAUUCCAUACGUCAGGCCAAAGUUAUACCCAAAAGGCACUGGUAAGAUGAAUCUGAAGGAAGCGAGGCACCCAUGCUUAGAAAUGCAGGAUGACGUGGCGUUCAUUGCUAAUGGCAUCCGUUUUGAAAAAGAUAAAGCCAUGUUUCAUAUAAUCACUGGACCAAAUAUGGGAGGAAAGUCCACUUAUAUAAGAUCUGCAGGUGUCAUCAUCCUGAUGGCACAGCUGGGUAGUUUUGUGCCAUGCUCUGAGGCUGAGGUGUCACUCGUCGAUAGCAUCCUGGCCCGUGUUGGUGCCGGAGACAGUCAGAUGAAGGGCGUCUCCACGUUUAUGGCAGAGAUGUUGGAGACUAAUGCUAUUCUUAGGGGUGCUUCUCAAGACUCAUUGAUUCUUAUUGACGAACUGGGACGUGGCACGUCAACAUAUGAUGGCUUUGGAUUAGCUUGGGCAAUAUCUGAGUAUAUCGCUACAAAGAUCAAAGCAUUCUGCAUGUUUGCCACCCACUUUCACGAGUUGACGGCCUUGGCUGAUGUGGUCCCCGAGGUCACCAACCUUCACGUGACCGCCCUCACCACCAGUGACACACUGACGCUACUCUACCGGGUGAAGGAGGGCGUGUGUGAUCAGAGUUUUGGAAUCCACGUAGCGGAACUGGCACAUUUUCCUAAACCUGUAAUUGAGUUUGCCAAAGAGAAAGCUAAUGACCUUGAAGACUACCAAAUGAUUGUGCACACGAUUGAAGACACUGAUGAAGAUGGUGCAUCAUCUGCCAAAAAGCGACGUCUGACGAAGCAAGAUGGUGAAAAGGUCAUUAACGACUUUCUAAAGAAAAUCAAGGCAUUGCCUGUGGAUGAAUUAUCACCGGAUCAGAUAAUGACUGAGAUAACAAAAUUACGUGCAGAAGUUGCUGCAAGUGACAAUCCAUAUAUUCAGGACAUUUUGACAAGGAUGGCGUAGCUGAUUUUUAUCGUUAGAGGACUGUAUUGAGGAAAUGUGGUCUUUUACAUGUAUCUCUGACAGUUGUAUACAUAUUUUCCAAUUUAUCCUUGCCCUGUCUGGUGCAUAGAAUCCUCAGUAGAUGGCCUCCAGUCAAAAGAUUGUACCACAAUUCGGACUGUGUGUGGCUUUAUCUCAAGAAAUGUCUUUCCCUGAAUCCGUUAUGGUUUAAUCGGCUUAGAAAGACCUACUGAUGUGUGAUUGAUGCUCAAUUUGUGCUGGGGAAUGCCUUUAUUCAGCAUGUUUGGAAGAUAUUGUAUUGUAUAGCGCCAUCUGAACCAGUGAGAAGCACUGGUGUACUGAAAUCAGUUUCGUUAAGGAACAAUCAUGUACCUACAUUGCAUUUAUUUUUCUCAUUUUUGAUAGCAUCCCUGAAUAGAAUCAAUAAAAUCCAUAAAAUA